Lithohypha guttulata is the source of this 327-nucleotide messenger RNA. It is a transcript of the gene SMT3, whose product is annotated as SUMO protein smt3. Gene Ontology annotation, biological process: protein sumoylation. The record is from RefSeq and is a predicted model, not a curated record. Gene Ontology annotation, cellular component: nucleus; septin ring. Lineage: Eukaryota; Fungi; Ascomycota; Eurotiomycetes; Chaetothyriales; Trichomeriaceae. Gene Ontology annotation, molecular function: ubiquitin-like protein ligase binding; protein tag activity. The transcript is spliced from 2 exons. Bases 1 to 327 code for a protein of 108 amino acids.
AUGGCUGACCAAGACCAAUCACCGAAUGGUGCGCAACCUGAAGGCAACCCACAAUCUGAGCACCUAAACAUCAAGGUUACCGACAACAACAACGAGGUCUUCUUUAAGAUCAAGAGGAGCACGAAGCUAGAAAAGCUCAUGAAUGCUUUCUGCGAGCGGCAAGGGAAGGACGUAAAGACGGUCCGAUUCCUCUUUGAUGGUACCAGAGUAACGGGCCAGGACACACCCGACAUUCUCGAAAUGAACGACGGCGACACUUUGGAAGUCCACCAAGAACAAAUCGGCGGCUCAAUGAUGGUUUACCGACGAGAAUGGGAUGAGGUAUGA